Molecule: messenger RNA, 1027 nt
Organism: Coccomyxa subellipsoidea C-169
Lineage: Eukaryota; Viridiplantae; Chlorophyta; Trebouxiophyceae; Coccomyxaceae
Product: DUF1242-domain-containing protein
Exons: 2
Coding region: 231-443 (70 amino acids)
Biological process (GO): protein secretion; intracellular transport
Source: RefSeq, a predicted model, not a curated record
AGGUCACAGAUCUAUUCACUGGACAUCGAUGGUAUCGCAUUAAUAAAGGAGCAAAGCUAGAGAUACAUAAACAGAGCUCUUGUUUCCAUUGAAACGUGGUCUCUAUCACCGGUCCUGGAUCGUGGCACAUCCUUUCAGAGGAAUAUUGCUGACAUCAAUCUCCGAUUUGCCAUGAUUGAUGGUGGAGGGAGCUGAUGUUUGCUCAAAGGGCUAGCAACUGAAAUCACAGGAUGUCAGCUUUGUUCGACUUUAAGGCCUUCUUGACCGUCGUGCUUUUGACGAUAUGCACUUGUACAUACAUCAAAGGAAAGUUCCCAAGCCUGCUGAACGAUCGGACAGGUUUCAGGGGGCUCUUUUGGAAAGCAGCUCGAAUUGGGGAACGACUCAGUCCUUGGGUGGCCAUCAGUUGCAUCUUUAUGGGCUUCACCACUGUCUUCGCCUGACGUGAGGAGCACUUUCAUUGUUGUAUUCUUCUGGCCGCGCAUUGGUGCAGAAUUUUUGAUCUUCUUCGCUGGAUUCGAUCGGGUACUCUAGAAGAGUCCCUGCACAGGUAGGCAGAGGGAGACUUUGCCGCAUUGGGAGCAGAACCGCAUGCCAUGAAGCCGCCAAAUCAGCUGUAAACGGGGUAUUGGCGUCGCUCUGAGAAGUUUAUCAGCAUGAUGCACUUCCAUGAACGGCCCAUUGUUGGAGGAUGUGGAAAGACAAUACUGUUGAAUCAGGAAUGCGUGAUCUGCCGUGCCUGCGGUUGCUGGAAAGCCUGCACCUUUGCCAUUUUCUUCGAGGCCUAGAAGGCGCUGUACAUCUUAUUCUACAUAGGACAUGGCAUGUUGUUGAAAACAGCCAUUGAUCUGCUGCACAGCCACUAGUACUGGUGCCGUUGUGAAUGAAGAACACCUUGGACAGUAGUGAGUGAUGAUAUCGAAUACCCAGCCUGAGCUGCACUGUAUGCGCCAGUUUUCUUAUCCUUAUGACAUUUCAACGUCGACCAGUACUGGACAUGCAUGCCAUUGUGAAGCUAUCACGCCGC